This is a messenger RNA of Ananas comosus (pineapple), 1951 nucleotides long. RefSeq names its product protein O-linked-mannose beta-1,4-N-acetylglucosaminyltransferase 2-like. The transcript is spliced from 4 exons. Lineage: Eukaryota; Viridiplantae; Streptophyta; Magnoliopsida; Poales; Bromeliaceae. The coding region runs from base 251 to 1801 and encodes 516 amino acids. Gene Ontology annotation, molecular function: glycosyltransferase activity. The record is from RefSeq and is a predicted model, not a curated record.
ACAACUUGCUGCUCCCAAAUUAAAAGCAAUGUGUCCCCCCAGUCCCAUCCCUUGAAUUAAAGCUUUGAAUCACAACAAAAUAUUGUAGGCCCCCAAGCAUAUACAAUGGACUAACUACAAAGAGUGAAUCAAGCAAAUCUAUUUACCACAAUAAUUAAAUGAGAGAACCUUUUGUGAGCUUCACUCCAUUAAGUAUAUUCCCCUCCAAAACUUUUUCAUAAGAUCGAAGAGAGGCAUACACAACAUUCUCAUGAAAAUGGGGCAUGACAUGAAGCAUGUGAGGAGCUGCUGCUGCCGGAUCGAGCUGCAGAAGUUCGGUUUCGGGCUUGUCGCGGGGUGUCUUCUAGUCUCAUUGGCAUAUGUUUCGGAGUUCAACUUCGACGCAGUUUCAUUGUUGAAUUCAACAUCAUCAUCUUCACUUAGUGUAGCUCCUUCGAGCCAUCGGGUCGAAGAUAUUGUUACUUCUCAACAAGUAGUAAGAAAGGAUGAAAAGCAAGAAAUUAGCCUGCAAUGUAAACUUUGUGAGAUAGAAAAUGCUGCUGCUGCUGCUGCAAACAAUGGUUCCUACGCAAUUGAUUCGCUUUGGAAAACAACUACUACAUUUGAAGCAAAGCCAACAACAGAUGAAAGAAGCGAGGAUUCAACUCUCGAGAAGAAGCCGAUGAUGUGCGAUUUUUCGAACAGUAGAACAGAUAUAUGCGAGAUCGAAGGCGAUGUAAGAAUCUCGGGGAAAAAUUCAUCCAUUUUCUCAGUUAGUUCACCGGAAACCGACGGUCCGUAUGAAAACGAAACAUGGCGGAUCAAACCGUAUCCGCGCAAGGCGGAUAAACAAGCAAUGAGUAAUGUGAAGGAAUUGACAUUGAAAUCAUUGAGCUCUUUCAAAGAGGCUCCACAAUGCACUGAUCGUUAUGACGUGCCCGCCGUAGUUUUCUCGGUUCACGGUUUCACCGGAAAUUACUUCCAUGCAUUCACCGACGUGUUCGUCCCUCUCUUCGAAACUGCUCAUGGAUUCAACGGGGAGGUCCGGUUCGUUAUCACGGAUUUUAGAGCUCGGUGGAUUCACAGGUUCCUUCCGAUAUUCAAAAGCCUCUCGCGGUACGAUAUGAUCGACCUCGAUAACAACGACGGAGUUCUUUGCUUUCCGCGUGCCAUCGUAGGCUUGAAAAGCCACAACGAGUUGAGCAUCGACGCUUCUCCGUCGCCCAAGGGCUAUUCAAUGGUCGACUUUCUGAGAUUCAUGAGGGGCGCGUAUUCGCUCAAGAGAGAUUCGGUGGCGGCGGUCGGAAUAAGAAGGCCGAGGUUACUGAUCAUCUCGAGGGAGAGAACAAGAAAACUCGUGAAUGUGAAGGAUGUAAUUCGCUUGGCGGAGAAACUGGGCUACCAAGUGGUGGUGCCAAGGGCUCAAAAGGAUCUGGCUCAGUUCUCACGAGUCGUGAACUCGUGCGACGUGAUGAUGGGUGUUCACGGCGCGGGCCUGACGAACAUCGUCUUCCUCCCGACGAACGCGGUUUUGAUCCAGAUAGUCCCUUGGGGGGGACUGGAUUGGGUUGUGAGGACGUGCUUCGGCGAACCAUCAAAGGAAAUGAAGUUGCAGUACCUGGAGUAUAGCAUUAGUGAAGAGGAGAGCACUCUAAUAGAACAGUACCCUCGAGAUCACGCCGUGUUUACGGACCCCGCGUCGAUUCGCAAAAGAGGUUGGGUUCCUAUGAAGGAAGUGUUUUUGGACAAGCAAGAUGUGAAUUUGAAUCUGAGCAGGUUUAAGCCUGUUUUAGAGAAAGCUCUUGAGCUUCUCCAUACAUAGUAUAUAGAUUAUCAUCUUCAUUUAGGUUUGUUUUUUUGUUUAUAAUUCAACGAAAUUUUUUUAUCUGUUUCGAGUGUUCAUCCAUUUGUUUCCUGUAAGGUGGGGGAAAAUGUUUGCGUAAUGUAGAACUUUAAGAACAAAAUUUCUUGA